UAAAUUAAACGACCCAACGAUCAGCAUUGGAUGGCUUAAGUUCGAUGAAAAAGCAACCUUCCGGUGAAUACUCACACUUUUUAAUGCUAUUUAUAGGGAAACUACCAACGACAAAUGGCAUUGCCCAAUAUACGUCCACUACCGGAGCACCUACAAAAGGUGGCGAUCGAGGAGUUGAAUGAGAAACCUGAGCGAUUAGCGGAGGAUCUGCAGGCGUUGAAGAGCUGGGCCGCGAAGGAGCCACAUUUGAAUGUGCGACUCAACGAUCAGCUCCUGGUAGGAUUCUUACGUGGCUGUAAGUUCAGCUUAGAGAAGGCAAAGUCAAAGCUCGAUUGGUUUUAUACGUUGAAGACCAAGUAUCCAGAUUUUUACACCAUUCCCGAUGUGACCGAUCCGAGUGUGGAGGAGCGCUUGAGAUUUGGUUCGGGUUCAUUGUUGCCCACACCCCUACAUGAGACCGGUCCGCGCAUAAUGUUCAUACGCGCCGGCAAUUACCCAGCCGAUAAAUAUACCUUCAAAGAAAUAAUGGCAGUGGCGCAUGCGCUACAAGAAUUGUGGGUGCUCGAAGAUGACUAUGCGACUGUGAAUGGUUUUAUUGAUGUACUGGAUAUAUCCCGGCUAACGGCGGCACAUUUUGCACAGCAUUCGCCGAGUGUUGUGAAAAAAAUGCUAGUUUUUGCCGAGAAAGGUCUGCCCUUGCGGCAACGUGCCACUCACUUCAUUAACAUACCGGCGGGUUUCGACAAAGUAUUCAAUAUCUUGAAGCCGCUAAUGCCAGCCAAGCAGCAGGAGCGUCUUUAUUUGCAUGGCAACAAUUUGGAGUCACUGUACGCACAUAUCCCCCAAAAAUAUUUGCCCAAAGAGUAUGGCGGUGAAAAUGGUUCUAUUGAAGAGAUUACAGAAGCCUCAACGAAAUUUUUCCUGGAUAGACGUGAUUAUUUCGUGGAAGAUCAAAAAUAUCGAAACAAUGAAAAAUUGCGUGUCGGCAAGCAGCCGGACUUUGACAGCAUAUUUGGCAUGGAAGGCUCAUUUCGAAAACUGGAUGUGGAUUAGGCAAAGGAAAACUACAGGCGCUGAAGGGAAGAGGGCGAAGGGUGCUUUUAUCUUUUUUUGUAAUUAUUUUUUUCGGGUUUAAUAUUGGAAAUACAUUGCAUUAAAGACAAGUAAAGAUUA
Molecule: messenger RNA, 1173 nt
Organism: Anastrepha ludens (Mexican fruit fly)
Lineage: Eukaryota; Metazoa; Arthropoda; Insecta; Diptera; Tephritidae
Product: alpha-tocopherol transfer protein-like
Exons: 4
Coding region: 115-1053 (312 amino acids)
Cellular component (GO): membrane
Molecular function (GO): phosphatidylinositol bisphosphate binding
Source: RefSeq, a predicted model, not a curated record